Molecule: messenger RNA, 955 nt
Organism: Hydra vulgaris (swiftwater hydra)
Lineage: Eukaryota; Metazoa; Cnidaria; Hydrozoa; Anthoathecata; Hydridae
Source: RefSeq, a predicted model, not a curated record
AUGGCUAAGUAUUGCACAAAUUUAAAAAAAUUCCUAUUAUUGGCACUGUACAAUGUUUCAUUUGUACCGCGAAAAGCUAGAUUCUGUUCACCCAAAACUCUCACUAAUGCUAUUAAACGCUUUAGUAUUUGCUGCCAAUAUGCUUUAAGAAGAUCAGUUGAAAGUUCAACUAGUAAUCAACAAUAUGAUUUACGAUUAAGAGAAAUAAUAAACAAUUGUUCCAAUGGGGACGAAUAUGAAAAGAAACAUUUCACAAUCGAUAAUAUCAAGGCAUAUUUACAUGGAAAAGAAUUGCAGAGAAAAGUGAGUCUCACUCCAUCGAUGGUGUUUCCAUCACAACCAGAUGAUUUCAAAAAACACAUAAGCCCAACAUGUAGUAAUAUUUGCAAUGCAAGUUUUUCAGAUAUUCAUGAAAGUCAUGCUGCUUCAGAAGUGGUUACUUCUGAAAAUCAAGUUUUAAACCCAACAUGUAGUAAUAUUUGUAAUGCAAGUUUUGCAGAUAUUCAUAAAAGUCAUACAGCUUCAGAAGUUGUUACUUCUGAAAAUCAAGUUUUAAACCCAACAUGUAGUAAUAUUUGUAAUGCAAGUUUUACAGAUAUUCAUCAAAGUCAUACAGCUUCAGAAGUUGUUACUUCUGAAAAUCAAGUUUUAAACCCAACAUGUAGUAAUAUUUGUAAUGCAAGUUUUGCAGAUAUUCAUAAAAGUCAUACAGCUUCAGAAGUUGUUACUUUUGAAAAUCAAGUUUUAAAAUAUUUGGAAAAUGGCUAUGAAUCUAUGCUUAACCUUAAAAGAGCUGCGUAUGUUUAAUAAGUUAUUUUAUAUCUAAUUGAUGAUUAACCAAUUUGUAUAGAUUAUUUCUAUACAUUUAAUGUGUCAUUACUUUAAUAAGUUAUAUUUAAAUAAUAACUUUAAAUAAGUGUUAUUUUAAAGUUAUUACAUGAAUUUUGUAUAUAAU